AUGUUCAUUGAUAGCCCCAGCAAUGCAUCCUUUCCAACAGCAUCAGACACCGCAUCCAUUCCCGCGAAGAGAAAGAGAGACGAGACAGACGAGACAGACAAGACAGACGAGACAGACGAGACAGAGUUGGACACCCGCCCCUUCACCAUCAGAGACCCUGCCGACCCAUUUGUGAAGCCAAAGUCGUACACGCCCAUCUGCCUACUCUCCCGCGCCCAGCUUCCCCUCGCAUACCUCGACACUGCACAUCCCGGCAGCAGACUGUUCUCCGCGCAUAUCCAACCGCUCGAAGCCAGUCAUGAGCAUGGAGGCGACGCAACAGUGCUUUUGGCGCAGGAGGAUAAGGAGAGCAGACUGUACGCGGUUGAGCGCGUGCAAUCCCGAACGUAUGCGCUGUGCAGAUUGCAGGUGUGGGUGACGGAGGAAGAGAUUCUGCAGAACGUGAAGUCAGUCUCCACAAGCCACAACAUGACGAAACGGCGGGCGGUCGCUCCAGUGGGAAGGAGCGCGCCAUGGUGGACCUGUGCUGCUGUGGAGAUGCCACAAGUCAGCGGUAGAAGAGCUGGCAGACCUGUAUUGCCAGUCUCGGCUAUGCAGAGAGUGAUGGAUGCGCCGCCCAAGCAUGGACCGACUGUUUCCGUAGCACCCACCGAAGCACUUUCACCUAUCCAGCCGCCGGAGGAUAUGGAUGCGAACUUACCACAGUCUUCAAAGACAGCUUUGUCGCCAGACGAACUAUUCCAGGACCUUGCGAAGCACUACAUGGAGACACUGUACCUCGAGCGCACAACGCUGGCCUACUUCACCAAAGGACCGCUGUCGCGAGCGAGGGCCGCUUUUUCGUCGCAAACUCCUACUGCGAAAUUUACGCAUUUGGCAGACUUUCUUCGAUCGAGCACCCUCACGUCAUCUGUGCUUGACAAGAAGUACAAAGAGAGAAUUGCUGAGCUGGUGAAAGCUCUGCCUGCCCAGCAUUCGGAGAGCGCGGCAGACUUGACGAAACGGAAGAGGAAGAGGAAGUGGAAAGCUAAGCGGAGCAAAGCUGGGCUGUUUGCUGACGAGCAGGACUACGUCGAGCGGUGGUGGCGCGCCGAUGAUACAGCCGCCAACACCGAAAAUACAGACGCUGGAUUGCGAGCACGUCUAACGAGGCUCCGCAUCCGAGAAACGUUUCUGCAAGUCGUCCUAGUUCUGGAGGUACUAUCGCUUGAAGCCUCAUCCGCUCUCUCAACAGAAGCAUGUCAGCCAGCCUUCCCGGAUGAGGUUCAGGACGACGAGUCGCAACAGACGGAACUGCAACUCGCCGCAGAAAAGGCGCCUACAAAGCCCAAGAAGAAACAGGACCUACCUGCCCUGCUCGAAAAUCUUCUCGACAAGCUCUGCAUCUGGCAUUCACUGGAAGGCAUCUCUCCUACGGCACCACAGACAGGCAACGGUUCAGCAGCUGCAGGAAGUAACGACUUCCUCAAAAACUUCUGCAUUGAAGUUGUCCUACCCUUCUUCAUUCCACGCAUCCCACAGCAUGCGACGCUGGUCAACAAAAAGCUUGGUGGGCCGGGCGCGCAGACACCACCCAAGCGCAGCUCAAGCACGUCACAAAAGCCUGGCGAUCCGGCUGCCCGCCCAGAGAAGAAACCUCGCCAGCCCCUUGCACGAGUAUUGACGGAUACUCUCAACCGCAGUGUCAGGCAUCCACCAUCGCUCAAUCGCUCAGCCACUGACACCGACGCCUUCUCCCGCAUCAAGCGAGAACCCAGCGAGACACCUCCCUUGGCAUCCGUACCACUCCACAGCGUAGCGGAACCGGCCAACCCUCAGCGGCGGCCCCGCGUCAACCCUUUGGAGCGGAUGAACUCGAAGCCUCGAUUGAUCGACCUUUCCGCCAUGUCCCAAGCCAGCGAAACCAAACUUCGGCGUAAAGCUGAGAGCGACAGGGCGAUCAAGGAAGCCGUCGAAGGCAUCAAGAAGCCGAACCGCGCGCUUGCUGUCAAAGAGGUGGCUGACAGUGCGGAUCAGAGCUUUGCCAAAGCCAUGGCCAAGGGAUCAGUGCCACGCCAACGUGGAAGAAAAGCCGAAUCUGAGAAGGUUGGCAGGCCCCUCCUCAUGUCUCAUGAAGAGGGCUUGCAGAGCGCAAAGGUGGCUGCCACGCCGUCAAGCUUACGGAAACGGCAGAAGCCGGACACAGCGGUCAUCCUUAAAAUGCCACCUUCCUCGCGUCCGCCAUCAUCGGCAUCAGUGGUACCCUCCUCCUCAGCUCGCGUUCGAGCUUCACGGCCCGCAUCAUCCACCGACCUGCAAGUCCCUUCUGCCUUUGCGGUUCCUCAAACAGGCCACCGACAACGACGGCUUGACGCUCCGAGAAGUAUCGGCGUCGAGGAGACACCAUCUCGAGGCUUUGCCAAAUUCAUGCCGAAAGGCCUUGCUACGCAGCCUGGCACCGGGACGCUGGACUCACCAAUCGCGAGACGGACGGCUAUGGUGGUGCAGUCGACACCUUCUAAGCCAAAUCCGGUGCUCAAGCUGCCUGAGACGGCGAACGAGACACCAAGACAACAGAAAGCGGUGUUGGCGGCUACUCCUGUACGUCCUACUGACCACCAGCGGCUUGAUCUAGCAUCGCCGUUCAAGGGGACUGGAGACAUCAAGCCCAGGAAUGAGGGCGGAGAGGCUGCAGUCGGCGAAGUAUCUCUGUAUGCUUCGCUGGGGUGGGAUGAUGAAGGCUAUGAGGAGCUGACGUAG
Messenger RNA from Saxophila tyrrhenica, 2739 nucleotides. RefSeq lists its product as uncharacterized. Gene Ontology annotation, biological process: DNA replication initiation. The transcript is spliced from 2 exons. Gene Ontology annotation, cellular component: DNA replication preinitiation complex. The record is from RefSeq and is a predicted model, not a curated record. NCBI's taxonomy places the organism in Eukaryota, Fungi, Ascomycota, Dothideomycetes, Mycosphaerellales, Extremaceae. The coding region runs from base 1 to 2739 and encodes 912 amino acids.